CUAUUUGUUGAGCUGGCGUGUGCAAGUAGGGUCAUCCAUAUCUCAGAAUCUGAGCCAUCUAUGGGCAGCUUUAACCACUUGAGCUCCUGAGGAUAUUUACCCCCCUUAAUGACCAGGCCUCUUUUUGCACUAGACGCUGCGUUACUUUAACUGACAAUUGCGCGGUCAUGCAACACUGCACCCAUAUUAAAUUUACAUCCUUUUUUCCCACAAAUAGAGCUUUCUUUCGGUGGUAUUUGAUCGCCUGUGCGUUUUUAAUUUUUUGCGCUAUAAAAAAAAAAGGC
Molecule: messenger RNA, 284 nt
Organism: Staurois parvus
Lineage: Eukaryota; Metazoa; Chordata; Amphibia; Anura; Ranidae
Source: the annotation of a GenBank genome assembly